UUUUUUUUCAUUUUCUUUUCUUUUUUUUCACGCAGGCUAAUAUUCAGGCCGGUGCUGCAAUUUCAGAAUCUGCCCUUGUAUAUGGCGGACGAAAAUUUCCACAGGAGGAACCGCAGCACUAACCCCCCUGUGCUGUGCUCGGCACAGACGGAACAGCUCGACGGAGCCAUCGAAUUCUUCCCUCAAAUACGCCAUCACGCUUUACUAAAAUGAAGCAGUUUUUGUGCCGUCACCUCUGGUCGGGGAGGGAGGAUUUUCUGGAGCAGGAGCCUGUUUCGCAUGAGCUGCAUCGCAUUUAGAGGCAGCCUUCCCGUGCGCCGCCGUUCGCCUCUACAUCAGAAUCACAGGCUCAGCGGAGGUGGAGUCAUGAGCGCACAGGAGGCACCUAAUCCUGAGACGGAGCAGGCUGACAGUGGGAACGGGAAUGGGAAUGGGAAUGCAGCCACAGACGCCUGUAAACCCACGAGUAGUACUCCACCGGUGGUCACCGUAAAGAAAGAGCCUGGGAUCUCAGAGAAGAGCAAUGGAAAAGUUGGAGAAGCCAACCCCGCUGAGAUCUGUGUCGUUAUUGGAGGGAAAGAUGGAGGAUCAAGUGAUAGUGGAACCCGUAGAGCUCAAACCGAGGGUAUGUUUGCCCUUGGUACUCCUCCUCCAACGAAGAGCACUGACUCAUGCAUAGGUUCGUAUGUAUGUGCAGUUUGUGGAAAGAAGUACAAGUAUUACAACUGCUUUCAGACACACGUCAGAGCACACAGAGAAUCAGAGAGCAUGGUUGGAGAUGGUCUGCCUCAGACACCCAAUAGUAGCUUCCGUUACUCUUGUGACAUCUGUGGCAAGAAGUAUAAAUACUACAGUUGUUUCCAGGAGCACCGUGAUCUGCACGCAGUAGAUGAUCCAUAUGAACAGGUGGUACUACCUGUGGAUGGCCUUAAAGAGGAGGAGUCUGUCGAACCCUAUCAGAAAAUUGGACCAAAAACUGGAAGCUAUAUUUGUGAGUUCUGUGGAAAGCAGUACAAAUACUUCAACCCGUACCAGGAACAUGUUGCUCUUCAUACACCAUUGGGCUCAUUUGAUUUGAAGACAUCACAUGCACAAGAAUUAGGUACUCUGGACAUGAGCAAAUUUAACCACAGCCAAGCUAGUAAAAUAAAAAGUCUGAGCAAAGCAUUGAGCAGUGUGGCAUGGAGGGACAUGAAAAUCAGAGAUGCUGGAAAAGCCUUCAUAACUGGGCAAAACAGCCCAUUUAGACGGAAAUUAGAGAGCGCUAUUCAGACCAGUUUGGUUGAUACAAACAGUUCGCAGAACUCAAGUGCAGGAACUCCGAGCCCUCUGGUGGCCACCACCUUCUCUACAACACAUAAGCCCUACACUUGUGGUGCCUGUGGCAUCCAGUUCCAGUUCUACAACAACCUCCUGGAGCACAUGCAGUCGCACGCUGCUGAUAAUGAGAACCACACCAAAGGGGACUCUCUCAAAACCUCUUCAGCUUCGGGUCCUCAAGAGCAGCUGUGGAGAGGGUCCCAGGCUCAGGCCCAUCCCUCAGUGAAACUACAAAUCCAGCCUCAAAGUAUCUCUCAGAGGAACCAUACACUCAGCCAGAACAAUGGGCUACCUGAGAAGGAGAGACAGCAGGUGGCCGAGCGCCUAUUACGGGUGAUGUGCUCGGAUCUGAACAUGCUCAAUGUGCUCAACAGCAAAGACUUCUUGAAGCUGGCACAGACGCUUGUGGACACGGGGGCUCGUCACGGUGCCUACUCCACCCGCGAUGCUCUGGGCAACAUGAGCUCCUUGGCGCUGCGCCAGCUGCCCCGCAUGUACAACCAAGUGAAGGUCAAAGUCACAUGCGCCCUGGGCUCCAACGCUUCAUUGGGCAUCGCCGUGACCUGCCACUCCCAGACCUCCGGCCCAGAUGCCUGCUACGUUCUCACAGCCUACCAGGUGGAGGGGUCCCGGCUCAAACGUUACGUGCUCGGUGUUAGGGAGGCGGAGCUGAGGGAGGGGCCUGAGCAGAUUCACCACUGGGUGCAGAACGUGCUGUCUGAGUUUGUCAUGUCAGACAUUCGAACCGUUUAUGUCUCCGAGCCUCGGCUGUGGGCGGCAGGGUUCGCAGGAUCGCCACUUGGCGGCGGCGGCCGGGGCAGGAUAUGUUUGCGGUGUGCAGGGUGUUCGCUCGGCGCUGUUGUUCAGGCAGUCCUCGGGAAACGGAGCCUCCAGGCUCGAGGGCUUCAUGAGUUAGCCGAGCUUCUCUCCACCUGCAGAGACAUCGCCUCAUCUACCAGUCUGGCUCUUCGCGAGGAACAGUACUUCAACACGUCCACAAGCACAACCGAGGAAAGUACACAAGGCUCCCCUGCACAAUGCCCCACGCCGCCAUGCUGGGAUCGCAUGGCAGAAGCCCUCCUGCAGGUCCACGCACACUUUGAACACAUCUGUGAGGCCUAUGGCCGCAGUAAGUCCACAGCCCCACUUCUUCAAGGACUCAACAAGCAUCUGCUAAGCACCCUGGCUUGUCUGUUGGCACCUCUUCGCCUGGCAGCUCUGGAGUUGAGCAGCCAGAGGAGACCCACCUUACAGCAAGUACUGCCUGUCUACCUGCGUUUGGAGAAGUUCUUCACAUCUAAAGCUGGGGAGGCCGGGACCGGCACAGCUAGCAAACUCUGCCACUAUUUCCUUGAAGCACUUAAAGAAAACUUUAAGGUUGAAAGAGCUCACCAGGUAGCCAUGGUCCUGGACCCACAGCUCAAGCUGCGUUCGGUGCCGGCCUACCAGCAUGAGGACAUAAUUUCCCGUGCCUGCGAGAUGGCGGCUGAAACCAGGGACGGAGGACUGGGUGGCGGUGGCGGUGGCGGCGGUUCAGGUGGCGAGGAGCGGGAUGGAGAUGGCCCCUCCACGCCCAAAAUAAGCCGCAUGGAUGGCGCUGGGAACAACGGCGGACCCUCAAGAGGCUCCUCCUUGGUCUCUGGAAAAGACGAGGCUCCGGGCCAGGUCAGACAAGAGAUUUUUCAGUACCUCGCAGAGCCUCAUGUCCAAAGUACGCCUGACCUCUUCCAGUACUGGAGCUCCACCGUGAGCGAAAAGUUCCCCAGGCUCGCUCGCUUGGCGCUGUGGCUCCUCGCCGUGCCCGCGGUGGGCAUCCGCAGCGAGUGCGUGACCGUGUGCGAACAAAGUUUGGCAAUGAAGAGGAGGCAGCAGGUCACUGCUGAGGAGAUGAACAAACUCAUUUUCCUUCGCUCUAACAUGGGUUAGAAAAACGACUCAUAACGCCCCCGUAAUCAACCAAACCAUCCAACCAAUGACUUAAGACACAUUAUUGUACUGUAGGUUUAGACAAACUGUAAACAUCAGUGUGCAAGAAAACUAAGGACUCCUCAUGGCAGAACAAUACAGAAAAAAAACUCCUAGAGAAAAUCUAAGAUAUUUUUGUGGACUGGACUGUUGUAGAGCACAGAGAGCGAAGAGCACGGGGUGGAACGGUAUCUGUCAGAGGACAAAAACGGUCCUGUUCAGGACGCACGCGUGGGCAGGAAGUAUCUCGUCCGUCACAGUCAGUGGUUUGAAUUACUCCAACGAAAACCUCUUCAAGGCUACGAUGCUGUUACUCUCACUGGUUGACAACAUUUUCAGGUAAUUAGAGCUCUCACUGCUCCGGCCUACUGUCACACACACACCUCUGGAAAAGAACAAAACAAAACCUACUUCUCAAAAACCGUUCAGGGGGGGGGGGAGAUAACGGCGAACUACUGUAGCAGCACAUUUCCGUUGUAUGACGAAAGAGUUAUGUGGCGAAUCUUCACUGCCGCUGCGCCUCUGAAAACCAGGCGCACUACUAGGUUUAGGGUUUCCUCGACACAACUCACCGAUGAUUAUAAAGGAUUUCAGCUUAAUCUACAUCGGACAAUAGGUGGAAAACGGAGAGCUGAAUCGCUGCAGAUGCUUUGAUGGCCAGAAAAUGUAGCAUUGGAGGAGUUGCAUGCACUGCAUGCAUUUAUUUUCUUUUUUUUUUGGUUUGUUAAUCAACUGAGAAGGUAACUGAUUUUAUGUGAUGCUUUCCUUUUUAAAUACAAAGCGUGAGGAGAAUUACCGAAAUGGUUUUCUCUGCCUCCCGACACGCAAGUCGAACUUUUAGACUUGCACAGAAGAGCUGAGAUUAAUAGAUUUACGUUGAGGGAUUAAGAAGAGGAAAGCAUCAAAUUAAAUGUUUUUAUUUUUAUUACCUUUUUUAAUGAAAUUGUCCAGUCAUACCUAUUAUAGCCGGAUUAUACCGAAAAUGAAUCCCAUAACAUUAUAGAUGAUGUUUUUAUUUUGUUUAAAACAGCACAACCCAGCUAGUGUGUUUCUUAAAAAGAAUAAAAUGAAAACACGAUAAGGUUGAUGUGACUAGCUUCAUGGUAGUUACCAGUGCUGGUAAUUCAGGAAUGCCGCGUCGCUCCGCACCCACAAUCCACUCUGAGUAGCAUCAAUGCACAUUCACACGUCUUACCUGCGCGUCACUGUCCGAUGAACAGCUAAUCAUUCAUUUGGUGAGCUUGCUUGCACGACUUUCUACCAUUAAGGCAUCUUUUAGCAUGUGUGUGUAUUUAUUAUUUUUUUUUAAGCUUGGUUAGAAGAAGGACUGUCCGUCGGACGUGGGCUAGUUUAUUUAUUGUUGCUUCCUGGUUUUGUCAUUCUAAUAUAUAAACAUGGUCUUCCUAUUUUGAGCUAUAGAUUUCCAUUUUUAAGGCAAUAAGCUUUAAGGCGGCACACGGUUCCCGUUAUCUGACUGUUCUCACGACGCUCCUAUUAGUCAUUAAUCUGCAUCGAGUCAUUUUUAACGUUUUGUAAAAUCAAUAGGAUCUUCUCAGGAAUGAGCACAUCCGAGCAGGCACCGCCACUUUUUCCUCACUGUACCUAAAAGAAACCAAACUGUGACCUCAGUGCUGAGGUGGAGACCGAACCACGGCUUUCUUUUUUUUUUUUUUUUUUUCCAACAGUUCCACCCAAAAUGCAGCCGGUGCCAUCGUAAAGAAAGGAAAGAAGAAACACUGACAUUAUUUUUCUUUUUGUUUUUGUUUUUUUUGUGUCUACCAGUGUAUUCAUUAAACUUAACACAAGCGUAUUCAUGAAUUGAGUGUACAUUUUAAUUGUGCUGAUACCUCCUUAAACGGCUUGGAAGAAUGGAAACUGCUGUUUGUUGCCUUUGGUGAAAAACUAUUCAAGCACUAGUUUGUUCUCUCUCUCUUUUUUGGCCUUAAGUCUCUUCCAUGGCUCCACCUGUAACCCUUCAGUUAUCUGGCCUUUGAUUUGUAAAUUAGUUGCCUUCUUUUGACUGCUUUGUGUUAAACGUUUGCUCCUUUUCUGUUGCCCUCUCAUGGAGACUGAUCAGGACUUUAUAGCUGGAAACAGCAUCCUCUAGUGUCCACAUGGUGACUUUUUUUUUUAUCUUCUACAACUGUGCUACUAAACAAGUGCUUUAAAUGAGGGUUUAUUAGGUGGAAUCAACUGAGCAUGUGUGCUCAUAAACAGGUCAGUAAUAAUUUAAGCAUUAACAAAGGUAUCCACUGUAGAAAUAGAGAUAAAACGGCUCUUUGUGAGAAUUGAAUUUGAAUAUUUAGAUUUUUUUCUUUUAUUCUUUUUUUUUAUUAUUGGUGUCACACCGAAAGACGUUUCAUAACUGAUACUGUGAUUUGAGAUUGUAUUCUAACGCCGCUUGAAUUUUGCAUAUUAAUUGUAAAUGCUGCAGUGCAGUUAUUUAUUUAUUCCCUCCCCCCACGUACACAUAAAACAGUCCUUCACUAUUUUAAAUGAAAGUCCCCUUACUAUACUAUAAAGUCUAACAUAUUUGGUGUUCUGCAGCUUUCUUGCAGUGUCCCGUUCAGUUCAGUUCAGUUCGAGCCUGUAUGGGGGGAUUAAUUUAGACAUCCGUUCCCUGUUUCAGCACGAUAACGGUUAACGACACAAACACUGGUGUGCUGUGCUCAGAAACAGAGUCCCCCAUAACAACACUGCUGGCUCUCGCUUUUGCAAAGACUGCGUCACACUAAUGGAGUUCCUGGUGACCGGCGGAGGGCUGGGCUCUUUUGUUUAAAGCCAAUGUAAGUGUGCGAGGAAUAAAAGGGCAUCUGUGUGAAUAGUGACACCUUUGUAAAGCCAAAAAAAAGAAAAAGAAAUAAUCUGAUUAAUCAUCAGGAUUUCAGACAAGUUUCACUUCUGUUUCAGGCUCUUUGUCUUUUCCUUUUCCUUUAGAGUGGUAUUUGUUUUAGAAAACACUAAUUUUGUUAUCAGUUAAAUUUUUAUUUACCCCUCAAGUUUUUUAUUUUGUGUUUUCUAAAAGCUUUGGCUCCCACUUUUAUGAUUUCUUAGAAUAUUUUAAUUUAGUUUAUUAUAUUUUAGUAAAAAAAAAAAGAAAAAAAAGGAAAAAAACAAAUGACUGUAAAGGAAAAAAAAAACAGAUCUGUAUAAAAUACACUUUUCAAGUACCAAUCCAGUGUUUUACCUCAGCACUCAGAAGGCACUAUUGUAAUUUUAAGGAACAUCAUAGAAAUGUGGGUCGGAUAAAAGAAGUGGUCAUAAUACAGUUUCCCUGGGCUUUACUGAUGAAGGGAUUUUUCUCACGGUUUUUAAUUAUUUUAGUUUGUUUUUUUUCCAAUUUCCAAUAGGAAAUGCUCUGGGACAAAAAUGCCAUUGUUGACAAAAACAUUGAUUUUCUUAGAAAGAGUAUUCUUUUUGUUGAAUAAAUGAAAAAGUAUAACUAAGAUAUGCAUGCUUUUAAUAAGAGUAAUCAUAUAUAAUGUUAUUAACCAGUGUUUCUCAUCAGAUGAAAAUGAAACUUUUUUGGCUCCGAAAUGAUGUUACUUUAAAGGUACGCUGACGACUGAAUUUCUACCUUCCACGGUGGAAGUAGCUAUUCCGUUUUCUGGCUGGUGUUCAGAGGUUGACAUCAUCCCUUUUCAGAAAUGGACGUUGUAAAUACAGGAGAACUGCUGUUUUUAUGCCACAAGGGGGCGCCUUCAUUCAAUUGAAAAAGUAGGGAGCACCAAUAACAUUAUACCUCUUUUUUCUACAGUAGCAUUUCAGAAAGUUUUGAUAUAAUAGGAAGGUCAACUUAGAUACUAAUACUAGAAAACCUGAAUUCAGCUGUAAGUUUUCUUUUGUUUCAGGAUUUUAACUUAUUCAUAUAAUAAAAGUUCAGUUGUGAAGUUGUGGUAUAUGAAAUCUAACAUGGAAAUCUGCUCCAGCUAGUUUAUUAAUUCAGGUUAAGAACUCGGUGUUGCUUUCAUCCUAUUUUACAGGCAUUUCUUCCUUUUUAUACUCUGCUAAAAUGCAAAAAAAAAAAAAAAAAAAUGUUGGAUUCUGUUCAGCUAGUCUUUUUAUCGCACUUUGGCAGCAGACUUCUGUGUAGAUUCAGAUCUGAGUUGUCUUAUUAGUAAACCUAAUUUAUACUUUUGUAGCAACAAUAUUUUUAUAUAACGGCAAAGAAAAGGUUCCGUCUUUUUUGCUUUGUUUUGAUUUUAUUUCCUGUGACAUAUAUGACAGCGCUGUUCAAUGUUUCUUGAAUACAUUACCCCCUGUAGUAUGUUAUGUGUGAAUAAACUUUAAACUUCUGUGUGA
This is a messenger RNA of Fundulus heteroclitus (mummichog), 7587 nucleotides long. RefSeq names its product zinc finger protein 618 (gene znf618). Lineage: Eukaryota; Metazoa; Chordata; Actinopteri; Cyprinodontiformes; Fundulidae. Bases 280 to 3246 code for a protein of 988 amino acids. Gene Ontology annotation, molecular function: protein dimerization activity. The record is from RefSeq and is a predicted model, not a curated record. The transcript is spliced from 18 exons.